CACAGCUGACUGAAUUUUUCUGGAGUGCUGCUUACGCUCGGGUAGCAUUUAACAUGUAAAAGUACAGCUUUUUUUUUUUUUUGUUUCUUUUUUUUUUUUUUUUGUUUAUCUCAACUGCAGUCAUUCCGUAAACAAUUGGAUAGUAGUUCUUCGACUGGCAAGGGGGACGGGGAGGGGGGCUGAUCCUUUAACGAGAUGUGGGCUGCCAUUGAUUCCUGUGUAAACCGUACAUUUUAAACCCCCCUUGUUUAGUUGAUAUGGAACCCCCACCGCCAGAUCAGUGUGAUGGUUUACAUCCUCAACAAGACCUUGCCCAGUGCAGUAUUCCUGUUGUAUAUGACCUGUCAAUAAAGCACAGAGACGGCGCACAUAAAAACACUCUAAUGGAAGCCCUGCAUGUGAGGAACAAACCAAACUGGUACAACAAGGGAGUCUUCCAGGAAAAUAGCUCUGACCACCCAGCUCAUCAGAGUGAUCAAAUCCAGCCAGAUGAUGCCUUUUCAAAUACCACGGUCACACUGUCUUAUGUGAGUCGAUCUCAUAUGUUUUCUUCUCAUCAGUCUUUGUCACAUUCCUUGCAUGAGCAGCUUCCCCCUCUCUGUGUUCCAGCUAUCAACAAAAAACUGUCACUACAGUCUCCAUAUGAGGGUAACACAUUGGUGUCUCCACAGUAUGAGAAAGAGGUGGAUCAUCAUGAAAAUCAUUCAGUACAAAAUACCAUUAAGUCAUCUGGGGGACCUCAGUCGAGCACACAGUCAAUUCACCAGACAGAAAGUCCUGGACCAAGUGGAAAACAGGCCACAAGUCAGUUGAAUGUGACAAGACUUAACCAACAGCAUGCAGGGGCUAAUAGUGAGACCAUGUCCUUCCAUGACCGAAAUGAAGACAUUCACAUACAGAAUGGUACCGGUAACUGUGUGGCUGAUAAGUGGUUAUUUAAAAGUAUGAAAAAGACAACUUGGGCCCCUGAGGACAUUAACAAAGAGAGUAAGUUAGCUGGGUCCCAGAUGCAUGUAGUGUGUUCAGGAACUGAAGAACUGGUGGACUUGAACAGUUUGAGUUGUAGCAACAAAUCUUUUAUUCCAACAAAUGGGGAAUGCAAUGGUCUUUUGUAUGAUGAUACGUUAGCCCCCCCUGCUACCUCACAAGACAAAACUGGAGACAUUAAAUAUGAUUUACAAGAAGCAGAUGCCAAUGCAGUGUUAGUUUGUGGUGCAACAGUGAAGCUUGGGGAACCCAGUGAAGCUCCUGCUGUUGUUGAAGCUACUGCAGUAUGUGUUGGAAGGGGGGAUUCAGUUCAGGAGCACUGUAGCAAGCACAGUGACAUAAAAGAAGGAUGUGAUGUCAACAAAUUGAUUCAAGCAGCCACUGCAAAUAUGUUGGAUUAUUCCACAGAAAUGUUGAAGCCUUCCAGUAGCCCUUCCCCAACAAGUACAGAAAGCGAUGCAAAGACUGAUAUAACUCAGUACACAGAGUCAAAUGCUUCUGAUGUGUCUCUGCCAAAUUGUAAAGCAGCCCUUGGUGAAAAAACUUUUGAAAGGAAAAUUCUUCCUCCCCGCUCCAGAAGGGGAAUACGGUUAGAGGAAAUUGUGCAGUGCAUCACCCCAUCUAGAACCAGAGGUAAAUCUGCAGGCUCAAAAACACAGGCCCUUGAGGCUUGUCAUCAGGAAGCCUUGGUAUCUUCAGAAGUAGAAGACUGUAUUGAGAAGUCAUCCAGUCCUGAAGAGGAUAGUUUAAAGGAUUUAGUUAUUUCUAAGGAAAAUUCAGAUAAAGCAAAUAAAGAAAGGUUAAUAAACAAAAAAUCUACCUCUAAUGAGAUAACUAGUGAUGCAUUUGCAUCUCUGCAAAGGAGUACAUCUCUAGAGGCAGUCAUCCGAAUGCCUAAAUGUUUAAAAGAAAAAAUGCUUUGUCACAAAGAAGUAAUUGACCUAUCUCCACCAGAGAAGAAAAACCUUAGACCAGCAUCCACCCCCAAGUCACGCCAGAAUAGUAGUGCAUCACCACAAAAAGACUUGCCUGGCAAGAAUAAGUAUGCAAAAACAAAGAAACUCAGUAUGAAAAGAAAGAGGAAGAAACACAACGCUGGACAGUCCUCAAUGUUUUCUCCAAAAGAACCUGAAAUCAAAUUGAAGUACAUCAACUACAAAGAGGAGAAAAGGGACAAUAAAAUUGAUACGUUUUCACCUUAUGUCAGAUUAGAAUUAAAAGAUUCAAUGUGCACCAUAAUCAACUACCCAGAGGAAGAAAAGGCCAAGCUUAAAGGAAAAAACAGCAGCCAGGCAACCCAGAGCUACUCCCCUGGUGCAGUUCCCAUUACCUCUUGUUUGCUGCUGGGCCGUUUGAGCAGUGACAGUAAAAGAAGAAGCCAUCUAGUUUGUUGUCUUUGUGGGAGGUCUGCCAAUGCAAUGGAUCUGGGUGAUUUGCAUGGACCGUAUUACCCUGAGGGUUUCAAACCUUUGGGAAAAAUGCAUGCAAUGCAGGUUUUGCAAGACAACGACAGAGAUUCUGAUUCAUUAUGUAGUGUCAAAGAGAAAAAACACAGUCAGACUGUCACAGCGGGACAGGCUCCUAGCAGGCCAUCUCAACACAGUCACACGUCGAUGAAAGAAACCUGUUUGAUUGGGCAGAGGCGAAGGUGGAGUAGUGAUGGAAGUAGCACCAGGACUGCUGUUCCUAAGAAGCCAAAGCCCGACCCAGCCGCAGAUGAUUGGUACAGCCCCCCUGUAGUCCCGCUGGACAGUAGUGAAUAUUGGCUUCAUGAAGACUGUGCAAUAUGGUGCGCUGGGGUAUACCUUGUGAAAGGAAAACUGUAUGGGUUAGAAGAGGCAACAAAGCUUGCACAAGAAACGGUAUGUUCCACUUGCCAUACAGCUGGUGCCACAUUAGGCUGCUAUUUCAAAGGGUGUCCGAAUAAAUAUCACUAUAUUUGUGCUAUUCAGUCAGAUUGUGUCCUAAAUGAAGACAACUUUUCAAUGAGAUGUACCAGGCACAAGAACAAAUGGUUUAAAGGGUCUGCUGCAACCAGUACAUUAGAAAGCAGGUGACAGAAAAAAACAAAGGGAGAAGGAGUAUUCCACCAUCGCAGUGAAGGAUUUUACAAUGCGUCACUUCUGGCGACUUCACGCCAACGGACAAAACUAUACUUUGAGAAUGUGCUUUGGUUUGCUAAACCUUCCUUUUAGAUUUUUCUUCUGCAGCUAGAGCCAAGUACAGUCCCUGGAAUUGGCUUUACCUUUCAGAGAAUUAUCUGUACUCCAUGGUUGACAACAAUAAAAAAAAAAAAAAAAAAAAAAAAAAAAAAAAUUAAAAAAAUACAUCAAUUGAUUUUUAUGAAGAGAGAUGCCCCUUGUAAAUAACUUGCAGUAAUUGGAAAUCAGUUAUGCUAGAAUAAGUCUUGACAUUUGCCUUCCCAAAUGUAUUAAAUUUAAUUUUAAUAGCAUUUGAUGACCCCCCCUCCCCCCAGGUUAUAGCCCAUACUAAAGUCAGGGAUGAAAUUCAGACUUUCUGGUUUAUAUAUUCUGACCUUUGCACUGCCCUAAAAAGAAACUGCACCUACAAUACACUGGGUACACAUUGUCAGAUAUUGUAUAGUGAAGUUGGGAGUCUUAGUAUUGCAUGUUGUCUGUACUGUCAUUUUUUAUUGUUGUUUUUUUUGGUAAAUUGUUACUUCCCUCAUAAUCAAGGUCUCCCAUUAGUUUCGGCAGGUUGCGGUUUAAAAAAAAAAAGUAUUUUAAUUUGUCAAUUACUUGUGAUCUGCAAGUAAUGCAGAACAUUUUGUAUUGUUUAUAAUAAUAAAUGUUAUUAUUUAUUUUUACUUUCA
Messenger RNA from Polyodon spathula (Mississippi paddlefish), 3820 nucleotides. Its product is annotated as retinoic acid-induced protein 1-like. Gene Ontology annotation, cellular component: nucleus. The coding region runs from base 258 to 3044 and encodes 928 amino acids. Gene Ontology annotation, biological process: regulation of transcription by RNA polymerase II. The transcript is spliced from 6 exons. The record is from RefSeq and is a predicted model, not a curated record. NCBI's taxonomy places the organism in Eukaryota, Metazoa, Chordata, Actinopteri, Acipenseriformes, Polyodontidae.